Molecule: messenger RNA, 2533 nt
Organism: Antrostomus carolinensis (chuck-will's-widow)
Lineage: Eukaryota; Metazoa; Chordata; Aves; Caprimulgiformes; Caprimulgidae
Gene: AKAP17A
Product: A-kinase anchoring protein 17A
Exons: 4
Coding region: 440-2533 (697 amino acids)
Biological process (GO): regulation of RNA splicing
Cellular component (GO): nuclear speck; cytosol
Molecular function (GO): protein kinase A binding; RNA binding
Source: RefSeq, a predicted model, not a curated record
GGCACCUUCCGAGUCCUUCUGCUGCGGAACGUGGGAUCCGCCUCGGCGUGGCCUGUUGGGACUUACUGCUCGUUAAAUAGACCUCAGAGCGGUGUGACAUCGCCCCGCCUGUCCCUUCCUUCCGUCAAAAGGGUAGCUGCUUUCUGAGCCAUCACAUACCACCUUCAUGUGUCCCUAAGAUUGUCAUCAGCUGCUUGGUUUUUUUCUGAGGCCUUACUGAGAUUUAAUUACUUAUAGGCUCUAGUGGUUAUAAAGUAAUUUAAGAUGUUUGUACUGCUCAGUUUUAACUCUCUAACUGACUCUUGUAUUAAGAGACGUUGUUUUAACUUGAGAAUGGUUAAACGGCCAAAAAAUUAAAUUAUUUAUGGAUAAGGGCUAUUUUAUUUGACUACUGUUGGCCUGCAACUUAAACUUGCAUCUUUUAUUUUUUUUUUAUCCUAUGCUUUUUCUGUGUUAUGGCUGGGGGGACGCAACAAUAGUUCAUGAUACAUCAGAAGCUGUAGAGCUCUGUGCUCCCUGUGGGUUAUACCUUAAACCCAUUACAAAAAUGACCAUCAGUGUGGCACUUCCUCAGCUGAAACAACCGGGAAAAUCCAUUUCGAACUGGGAAGUGAUGGAAAGAUUGAAAGGGAUGGUGCAAACUCAUCAGUUUUCUACUUUGCGGAUUUCUAAAAGCACGAUGGAUUUCAUCCGCUUUGAAGGAGAGGUUGAAAACAAAAGUUUGGUUAAAUCUUUUCUGGCAUGCCUUGAUGGCAAAACAAUAAAGCUGAGCGGCUUCUCUGACAUUUUAAAAGUCCGUGCUGCAGAGUAUAAGAUUGACUUUCCUACCAGACACGACUGGGACUCGUUUUUCCGAGAUGCGAAAGAUAUGAAUGAGACUUUGCCGGGGGAGAGGCCAGAUACUAUUCACUUGGAGGGCUUACCUUGUAAGUGGUUUGCAGCAAAGGACUCUGGCUCGGAAAAGCCAAGUGAAGAAGUCCUUAUAAAAGUUUUCAAGAAAUUUGGAGAAAUUCGUAAUGUGGACAUACCCAUGCUGGACCCUUACAGAGAAGAAAUGACUGGCAGAAAUUUUCACACUUUCAGUUUUGGAGGCCAUUUAAAUUUUGAAGCUUAUGUUCAGUAUCGGGAGUACGCGGGUUUCAUUAAGGCCAUGAACGCCCUGCGAGGGAUGAAGCUGAUGUAUAAAGGCGAUGAUGGCAAAGCCGUAGCUUGCAAUAUAAAGGUUUCUUUUGACUCCACAAAACACCUCAGUGAUGCAUCAAUUAAGAAGCGUCAGCUUGAACGGCAAAAGCUUCAAGAGCUGGAAAAACAGAGAGAAGAACAAAAACGUAAAGAAAAAGAAGCUGAAGAAAAACAAAAAGAGGAAGAAAGGAAGCAGAGAGAGCUUGAAGAAUAUGAGAGAGAGAGAAAAAGAGAAGAAAAGUUGCGCAGGAGGGAACAGAAACAAAAAGAUCGUGAAGUUCGACGAAACAAAAAGCAGCUUGAAAAGCUUCAAGCUGAAGAACAGAAAAAACUGCAAGAGAAGAUAAAGUUAGAAGAAAGGAAGCUCCUGUUAGCUCAGAGAAAUCUUCAGUCAAUUAGAUUAAUUGCAGAACUGCUAAGCCGGGCAAAGACCGUGAAGCUUUUAGAGCAAGAACAUAAUGAAGAAAAGAUUCGUCUUCAGGAGCUGGAGGAGAGACGAAAGCUCCAGGAGGCUGAGCUCAAACGUGUGGAAGAGGAAAAAGAGAGAGCGCUGGGGUUGCAGAGAAAAGAAAAGGAACUGAGGGAGAAACUACUGAACAAUCUCCUGAGCAAGAAAAUGGAUGCAGUUAAUCAACAGAAGGAAGAAACCGAAGCAUCUCAGUCUGACAUGCUGAAAACACCUAGUGGUGUUCCACACACUGUGUCAUCCAGCUGCAUCACUUCUACCUCAGGGCAGGCUGUUACAGGCAAACUGGCUCCUGGCUGUCAACGAGAAGAAACGUCCCCUGAGAGUGUAAACACUCAAUGCAAGUACUUGAAUGGCAAUAUUCAUGACAAAGUUCAUGUCAAAGAAGGUCAGAAACUUCAUACCACAAACUCUGAGAGGUGUUCUGAGAAAAGAAGUUCAGGUGUUCCUGCCAGUAACCAGGAGCAGAAAAGCCUCUCUAGCUAUGACCAGAAUACCUACAGGAAGGACUCACACUGUGAGCAGGGCAAACAUAGCACAGAGUCAAGAAGAAGAAAGAGCCGUUCAUGUAGCAGCAUAAACACCGAUGAGAGUAAGGGUAAACGAGAGAGGAGCAGACACAGAAGAGAUGCGAGUUACCAGGAUGAAAAGCGCAGGAGAGAAAAGAGAUAUUACAGACGCUCGAGCAGAAGUUACAGUCCUCAGCGAAGCCGUAGCCCUCGUCGAAGAAGCGUGAGCUCCAGACGUUCGCAUUACAGAAGAACUCGCAGUAGCGAGCGUAAAAGAGACAGAAGAGAAAGAAGUCGUAGUCGCAGAAGUGUGAGCAGGAGACAAAGGUACUGGAGGAGAUCACGGAGCAAGCAAAGGAGUACUUGGAGUGGGUAG